This is a messenger RNA of Homarus americanus (American lobster), 555 nucleotides long. RefSeq names its product pollen-specific leucine-rich repeat extensin-like protein 3. The record is from RefSeq and is a predicted model, not a curated record. The coding region runs from base 1 to 555 and encodes 184 amino acids. The transcript has a single exon. Lineage: Eukaryota; Metazoa; Arthropoda; Malacostraca; Decapoda; Nephropidae.
AUGCUAGCUAUCAGACGCCAGCCACGACUGUCAGCUACCAGACGCCAGCCACUGGCAGCCAUCACCACCAGCUACCACGCUAGAACCAGACGCCAGCAACCACUACAGCUACCAGAUGCUACCACCAACCGCAGCUACCAGCCGCCAGCCACCAAUCGCCAGCACAGAACCAGACUGCCAGCUACCAAUCAGCAAUCGCCAGCUACAAGCACCAGCUGGCCACCAACCGCCAGCUACCAGCCGCCAGCCACCACUGCCAGCUACCGGUCACCAGCCACAACUGCCAGCUACAAGACGCCAGCCACCACUGCCAGCUACCAGACGUCAGCCACUAAUCACCAGCUACCAGACUCCACCCACCAACUGCCAGCUACCAGCCGCCACCCACCAACUGCCAGCUGCCAGUUGCCAUCCACCAACAGCUGCCAGUCGCUACCCACCAACUGCCAGUCACCAGCCCCCACCCACCAACUGCCAGCUGCCACCCACCAACUAACAGCUGCUAGUCGCCACCCACCAACUGCCAGCUACCUGCCCCCACCAACCAACUGGUAG